AUAAUCGAAUGAAAUGGAAGAAAAUAGCUCACAACAAUCGAAUGAAAUGGAAGAAAAUAGCUCACAACAAUCGAAUGAAAUGGAAGAAAAGAGCUCACAACAAUCGAAUGAAAUAGAAGAAAAGAGCUCACAACAAUCGAAUGAAAUAGAAGAAAAUAGCUCAUAACAUUUGAAUGAAAUGAAAGAAUAUAGCUCACAACAAUCGAUUGAAAUGGAAGAAAAUAGCUCACAACAAUCAAAUGAAAUGGAGGAAAAGAACUCACAACAAUUGAAUCAAAUGGAGGAAAAGAGCUAACAACAAUCGAAUGAAAUGGAAGAAAAGAGCUCACAACAAUCGAAUGAAAUGGAAGAAAAGAACUCACAACAGUUGAAUGAAAUGGAAGAAAAGAGCUCACAACAAUCAAAUGAAAUUGAAGAAAAGAGCUCACAACAAUCGAAUGAAAUUGAAGAAAAGAGCUCACAACAAUCGAAUGAAAUGGAAGAAAAGAGCUCAGAACGGUCAAAUGAAAUGGAAGAAAAGAACUCACAACAGUUGAAUGAAAUGGAAGAAAAGAGCUCACAACAAUCGAAUGAAAUGGAAGAAAAGAGCUUACAACAAUCGAAUGGGAAUAAUAAUAAUUCAAUUGGACAACAAAGUUAUUCAAUUUCAAUCUAAAAAACAUAUAAACAAAAUAUCCUAUAAUACUUGUUAACUUGUUAAAGUUUUUUAUAAAACUCUUUUUGAUUAAAAAAGAAUUAAUUUUAUUCUACACUGACAUUUGGGGAGAAUGAAAUACGCAAAUAUGUGUGUUAUUAACACAACAGUUUGUUAAAAAAAAACUAAAAGCAAUCAAUACUAACAAUUUAAAAAAGCAAUCAAUAAUAACAAUUAAAAAUUCAAUCAAACAAAAUAAAUUCUUUUAUUUUUGUGAUAAUAUUGCGUCGUUUAGAGGUAUUAGAGGUUGAGUUGAGUUUUUAGUUGUGCGGCACUUUUUGGUGCAACAAAACUCAGUGCCUUUUAGGUAUCGCUUUGGUAUGCAUGUUUGACAUAGCCAAACCUUGCAAUUUGAAUUUUCACACUGGUACCGUUCCAUAUUUUGACUUACUGAAGCUUCGCCUAAAACUUUUCGGCACUUUUUACACUUAAAUU
Molecule: messenger RNA, 1129 nt
Organism: Hydra vulgaris (swiftwater hydra)
Lineage: Eukaryota; Metazoa; Cnidaria; Hydrozoa; Anthoathecata; Hydridae
Source: RefSeq, a predicted model, not a curated record